CGACAACCAUCUGGCGGCUUCGAGUACGGUAAAUACUGAUUGUUAGCAACUACGAUGUCUCCAACUUCUCUUCUCCCAAGACAGCUAAAAGUUUGCAUUGAUCUGCCCCAGUCCCAAACCCCUAAAACAUGAACCUAAGCCGUAAGCUGCUCUCAUUAGCAACAUUCGGCAUCGUACAACGACCACACACAGCAUCCGCAGAGAACACGACCUUCAACCCCCUCGCCGGCAUCCAGCAGUUCCCCAUCUCUUCAUAUAGCAAUAACAUGACGCGCCUCGCCCCUGUGCUCUCCAUCUCGCACGGCGGCGGUCCUAUGCCUGUGCUUGGCGACCCCUCGCACGCUGCAAUCACAAAGUCGCUGCAAACCAAAGUGCCCAAGCUCCUCAAGCUCGGCACGCCUGAGACACCGAAAGCCAUUGUCCUUGUCACGGCGCACUGGUCGACGAAUAAGGUACAUGUCUCGAGCGGCGCGAGACAUGAGCUGUUGUAUGAUUAUUAUGGGUUCCCGGAUGAAGCGUAUAAGCUCAAGCACAAUGCGCCUGGGAGCCCGGAGGUCGCGGGGGAGGUAGAGAGGGUGCUGAAGGAAGCAGAUAUAGACUGUAUAAAAGACGGUGAACGCGAAUGGGACCACGGCGUCUUCAUCCCGAUGAUGCUCAUCGACCCCAAAGCCAGCGUGCCAAUCGUCCAAGUCAGCGUCCUCGCAUCCGAAUCUCCCUCCCAAUCCUUCGCCAUCGGGCGUGCGCUGUCCGCCCUGCGCGCCCAAAAUAUCGCAAUCAUCGGCUCCGGAUUUGCUACGUUCCACAACCUAAGACUCAUGUUCUCUGGCAUCUCGUCCACGCCGGACUUCAAGCAAGCAAACAUUGAGUGGAGUAGUGCGGUGAGCGAUGCCGCCAUGACAGAUGAUGUUGCGGAGAGGGAACGCAAGUUUGAGGGCUGGAGGAACUGGCCGAAUGCUUAUACAAUGCACCCGAGGGGUGGAGCAGAGCACUUUUUGCCGCUGAUUGUGUGUGCAGGAGCUGGUGGGGAGACGAGGGGGAGGAAGUAUGCGGAUGAUUUUAGGGGGUUGGAUAUGUGGAGUUAUUACUGGGAUGAGGAGGUGGAGGGCGAGAAGUUGUAGAGUGAGGUCGAAUAAAAGUUCAGGCCAAAGCGGUAUGGACCUUCUGCUCCCUGACCAAGCCUUGGAAGCGCAUAUGCGUAGAAAGUGCGCCCCAUGGUUGUGAUAAUAGUGGAGUUAGUAUCGGCUGCGUGAGAAGGAAUCCCUCGCUCCUGUUUGCGCUUGCAGUGCUCGACCUGAGGGUUGCCAAACAAUAUCC
Messenger RNA from Macroventuria anomochaeta, 1314 nucleotides. Its product is annotated as Extradiol ring-cleavage dioxygenase, class III enzyme, subunit B. Gene Ontology annotation, molecular function: ferrous iron binding; oxidoreductase activity, acting on single donors with incorporation of molecular oxygen; zinc ion binding. The transcript has 2 exons. The record is from RefSeq and is a predicted model, not a curated record. The coding region runs from base 129 to 1118 and encodes 329 amino acids. Lineage: Eukaryota; Fungi; Ascomycota; Dothideomycetes; Pleosporales; Didymellaceae.